Messenger RNA from Anastrepha ludens (Mexican fruit fly), 4201 nucleotides. It is a transcript of the gene dpr20, whose product is annotated as myb-like protein A. The record is from RefSeq and is a predicted model, not a curated record. Bases 827 to 3250 code for a protein of 807 amino acids. Gene Ontology annotation, cellular component: neuron projection membrane. Gene Ontology annotation, biological process: synapse organization. NCBI's taxonomy places the organism in Eukaryota, Metazoa, Arthropoda, Insecta, Diptera, Tephritidae. The transcript is spliced from 8 exons.
UGUUGACGCGUAUACCGCAAACGAACUGUAAAUGUAAAUACUGUAAAUGUAAUUGUUUGACAACGUGUCGCUCGUGUGAACAGAACUUCUAAACGGAUUAAUAAUUCAUACAACUUUUUUUUGAUUGAAAAGUGAUGGAUAAGCGCAAGGAAUGAGAGAUUUAUAGUAUGACAUAAAUGCCUUUGAUGGCAACGAGCUAAAGGCGGAAAGUUCAAAGCGUCAAAAUGAACAAAAGUGAUGAUUUGAAUGGUAAAAGCCACGACAAGGAUAGCAGUGAAAAUAACGGAAAUAAGGGAAUUAAGGAUUUUAAGUGUGAUUGAAUGUGAAGUGCUGCAAAGCAGUAAAUAAGAAGAAUAUGGAAAUGAAAUAAUAAAAAUAGGAAAUAUUUAUGCAAUUAUUCUGCGUUUGUGUAAGUGUGAAGUGCCACUGGCAAUAAAUCCGUCUAAGAUUAAUAUAAAAAAGUUAUUUAAGUGGCUUGGUGAAAAAUGUUUGAAACACAUUUACUGGCUGUUGAAACUGUGUGAAAGGCGUAUCUAUGUGGAUUUGGAAAUCUUAAAGGCGGAAAGACAAAAUGCAAUAGAGCACUAAAAAAAAAAAAAUGAGAAAAUGUGAAAAAGAUUACCAAAAUGCGCUUAAAGAUGUGACCACAAAAUAUUUUGCCAGUAAUAAAGUUAUGCAGCAAGAUGUAGUUGUAUUAGAGCCAAAAGUAUGGCAUAUAGCUAACAUCUAAAAAGUCUGAUCUUCAAAAAAUGUUUGCCAGCAGAAAAACUUCAACAAAUUUCUGUGUCCUCACCACCUCUUAAAUGCACGCUAAUAAGCCCAAAAAAUGCGUUUUCCAUUGCGACGCAACGCGAAUGUCCUAGACACGCUUCUAUCCGAGUCCUUACACAUUUUGGUGGUGUUCAGCAUAAUGGGUUGGCCAUUUAGUGGCAUGCAACAGUGUGAAACCAAGGGGAUGAAUGCGGGAAGUAUACAACAACAUAACACACAACAACAUCUUGAACCACACCUGCGUCAACAAUACCACCAACAAAAUAAACAAAACCAACCAUACCAACAAUUUCACAAAGCGACUACGCAUAAAAUGCGCUACACGCAAACUGUAGCAAUGCCAGCUGUAGAAGCAGGACCCCUGUCAGGAUUAACAUUCCGACAUAGUGAAAUAGUAGCAGCAGUGCCAGCAAUAUACACAUCAAAAGCAUCCUCGUCAAUGUCGUCAUCAUUAGGCACGCAUGACAUGCACUCGCCCUUACAGAUAAUUCCAAAAGAUUAUCAACAUAAAAGUUCGCCCACGAGUACUGCUAGAGGCAACGUGCCGUAUACGCAACCAAUCGCAACGACCACUUUGUCAGCAGCUAACGAAGGCACUGCCCAUUCCAGCGUCAGUGUUACUGAUCUGAGCAAUAAAAAUGUUAAUGGUGUUAGUGCCCAGCCUGCGGAUAUCGGGCCACUCUCCGCGCUGGCCUCCCCACUCGCCCUGCUAGCGCUGCAUCGAGUUUCAAAGGACACGCAACACAGCAGCGCUUACGCAGAGCUUCCGCCUACCAGUAGCUCGAAUGAUUCGCUGGAAAUGGAUAAUAGGGAUUACGUCAUGGCAGAACAUAUUGCUUUGCUGACGCAUACGACAGACAACGGUACAGGCAUGGUUGCGAGUGCGAGUCCGACGCCGAAGGCGAAAACGAAUACGUACCCAAAUGUUAACAAUAGUAGCAACACUAACAACAGCAUAAAUAUCAACGCUUAUAAUAGCAGUAGUAAUAAUCAAACACAGAACGAAUUUAUGUCCUUAUCGUUACUAAGCAUGACCGACCAUAAUAUGGAAAAAUCGGCCGUGCCACAGAAAGUGUUGACGGAUUCGUCCUUGACAUCUUCGAGCUCAGGCUCGGCUUCAUUGGCAGCGUUGUCAGCAUUAUCAUCCUCGUCAUCGUCAUCAUCUAUAUCAUCAGCAGCCGCACCAGUAUCAUCAGCAGCAGAGUCGGCGUCACUAACAGCAGCCGAUUUAUCUGACUCUUUCGCCAGUAGUGCCACGGCCGCAAGCAAGCCAAAUCGCAAAUCGACGCAUGAUCGAACUGCCGCAUUCGACGCAGGGAAUUCCGCUUUGAAUAACAUAGCUAACAACAACUACAUGCAGCAUCUCGGUUCACAGCGCAUCAUUUUGAAAACGACAGCGAAAACAAAAACCACCUUAGCCACAGAGCAGCAACGAAACUCGGCACAGUACAAUGCAAAGUCACAAGCGUCUGCCGCAACAACAGCCUCAGCCACCACCGGUGCUGGUCCCACAAUAGCAGACUCUUCAGUAUGGCAACGCGGCUCUGGCAAGAAAGUGGAAAACAAAUACGUACUACCCAAACCACAAAAGACCGAUGCGCCAAUGCUUAACUACAUUUUCGAUACAUUCUCAUCCGCGAAUAAACACCAUCAUCAUGAUCAGCGAUAUGGACCCCACUUUGAGGAUGUGCAACGCGUGGGACAGCCAACAAACAUGACGGUGCAGGCGGGUAGCAGCAUACAUUUGAAUUGCAGAAUAUCACUGCUGCAAGAUAAGACUGUGUCCUGGGUGCGUCGCAAUGCACAGGGCGAGAAUGCGCUGGAUCUAUUGACGGUCGGACUGCAUACCUAUACCGGCGACAAACGCUAUAAAAUGGAGUUUCAAUAUCCGAAUAAUUGGCGUCUGAAAAUCACGAACGUGAAAAAGGACGAUGAAGCUAUGUAUGAGUGCCAGAUAUCGACACAUCCGCCACGAGUGAUACAAAUUAAUCUCUUCGUCAAUGCACCCAAAGUGAUGAUUGUUGACGAGUUCGGUGAUCCGCUACAGGAAAAAUAUUAUGAAAUCGAUUCGACGUUGCAGCUGUCAUGUGUGGUCCGCAAUGUCGCCAUGACCACAUCGGUUGUGUUCUGGAAGCACGGCGAUGAUGUACUCAACUAUGAUGUGACCCGCGGCGGUAUCAGCGUUAAAACGGAGCUGAUGGACGAUGGUGCCAAUUCAACGUUAUCCAUAGCGAAAAUCAACAAGUCCGACUCUGGCAACUAUACGUGCGCAAUUAGUGAUUUCCAAAACUUCAGCAUAGUCGUACACAUACUGAAUGGUGAGAGUUUCGCCGAAUUACAUCACGGCGCUGCAGCACCCACGGUUCCUAAGUCAUUCCACCAGCAGUUGGUGCUUCACGGCGCGAUACUUAGUUCACUGCUGCUGCUGCUGCAACUACUCUAUGCACCGCAUGAACCGUGCAUUCUGGUACACAGGUAAAAGUUGCUUUAUAAUUAGAUAGCCAACAGCGAAGGCUAAUAUAGUCCGCCGCUAAUGGAUUGGCGGAAGUGCCAACUAUCAAGGAGAAAUUAUACCAACACAGCACAGCGUUGUUGAAUUAUAGUAGAAUUUUUAUGAUUUGUCUAAUUAAGUAUUUAUGUAAUAAAUUAAAUGUGACAAUUAAUUGAAGUGAUUAGUUAACGUUGAAUGCAAAAUAUUAUCUCUUAUAGAAAGGGGCAGAAGCAAAGCAGAAUAAAAUGUUGGAAUCAUUAAAAAAUGUAUACAAAGGUUAAAUAAUGGUUUGUUGGAUUGAAUUUAUUUAUAUUAAACAAUUAGAAUUGUAUGUAUGUGUAAGUGAAAGUGAAACCACGAAAAUCCAAUUUUUUACAAAUACCAACGCUACUUGCAUACACAUGUGCAAUAUAUGCAUAUAUGUACAUAUAAAACUAAACCACUAAUAAACGAAAAAAAUUAAAAAAAAGGUAAAAACACACAAACUAGCAAAUCGUCGAUGGAAAGUUGCGAUAAAAGUCAUAUUAAAAUCAAAAAGCCAUUGAAUGGUGCAUCAAAUCCCCAUUGGAACCAAACAAUUUAAGUUGUUGCACACAGUUCACCGUAUGAGUAUGUGCCACACAAUACUUUUGCAAUUUAUGGGCCCAAAGGGAAUUAAUGCAAAUAAUCGUCGUAUUGUUGUGGUGAAAAAAGCCAAGUGUUGCCACAAAAAAUAUGGCACAACUAAAACAAAACUAAAAACUAAGUAAAUAAAUAACAUUCACAAUUCAUAUGAUAUGUAAAAUAAUUGAGUAAACAGCGAAUCGGUGAUGUUAUUGUGCGCUAAAUACUAAAGCAAAUGUGGUUUAAAUGAUAAAGUAAAUUUAUUGUAAUUGUUGAAUAAUAAUAUUUAAGCAGUUGUUGUUUGCCUACAAAAGUACUCAACAAUAAACUAAAUAU